GAACUCUUCAGUAGGUCUUCUCGUUGGAGAAACCAUACCUCAGCAGUGGACUCCAGAACAUGCUAAAUAGAGUCAAGUUGGAAAUUAAGGACCCUAUGGACUGGAAUACCAUGUACCAAGAGAGUGAGAUAUAUUCUGGAAUACACAACAUGAACAAUGGCUUGCCAAGCAAUUCCUUCUUACCAACUGAUGUUUCCACAGUUCCAACAAGCAUGCCUUAUAUGAGUAAUGGCUUAUCAGGGCCUGUUACCAGUAUUCAGGGAAACCUAGGCUCUCUUGGUUCCAUGACCCAAGGGAUGGUGGGAUCCCUUGCUCCUCCAGCUUCCACUCCUGCCUAUCCUAUGGGCUAUUGCCAAGGAGAGUCGGAAUUUCAGAGAGAUCCCCGUACCUAUCGUAGGAAUUACUCCCAUGCUAAGCCCCCAUACUCUUACAUCUCCCUUAUUACCAUGGCAAUACAGCAGGCACCCAACAAGAUGAUGACACUAAAUGAGAUCUACCAAUGGAUCAUAGAUCUUUUCCCUUACUACAGGCAGAAUCAGCAAAGAUGGCAGAAUUCUAUUCGCCAUUCACUAUCCUUCAAUGACUGUUUUGUCAAAGUUCCACGUUCUCCAGAAAAGCCAGGUAAAGGCUCCUAUUGGACUCUGCACCCUGAAUCUGGUAAUAUGUUUGAGAAUGGAUGUUACUUAAGAAGGCAGAAGAGAUUCAAAUGUGAAAGGAGCAAGUCUGGAGAACGAGAGAAAAAAGUAAACAAGCCAGGGGAUGAGAAUGGAGGGAGCUUGAAGGAGACUCCAGUUGGCUAUGAUGACUGUUCCUCUUCAAGAUCACCACAAGCUCCAGUUAAUGAUGGGGGCAGGGACUCCACAGGAUCAAGUAUUCAUCAGGCUUCAGGGGGUUCACCAGUUGGCCUUAGCCCUACAUCUGAACAAGCAGGAACAGCAUCUCAACUCAUGUAUCCAUUAGGUCUCUCUAAUGAUGGCUAUCUUGGCCUAGUUGGAGAAGAUGUCCAUUUGAAGCAUGAUCCUUUCUCUGGGAGACAUCCAUUUUCUAUCACACAACUAAUGUCUUCUGAACAGGACCAAACAUACCCCAGUAAACUUGAAAUGUGUCCAACCACAGACCAUCUUGUCCAUUACUCUAACUACAGCUCUGACUAUCACAACAUGGCCUCAAAAAAUGGACUAGACAUGCAGACAUCAUCAUCCACUGAUAAUGGAUAUUAUGCCAACAUGUAUUCCAGACCUAUCCUCAGCUCCCUUUAAAGAUUUGUUUUUGUUAUGCUUUACAGACAUUUCUUAUAUAAAAUAAAUGCCAUCAAGGUCACUGUAUAACCUACAAGCAGAUUCUUAAAAACCCAGUCGUUUUUGAGACGCAUUGAUCGUGAUUCUAAACCAGAAUUUAGAAUAUCACUCAGUAAGAGAAAAUAUGUGAAAUUUGUAUUUAUUUAUAAUGCUAGAUUGACCAAAAGGCAUUGCCUACCUUGUCCUUGAAAAAUAUUCAUAUAAUAUUAUUAAGGAAUGUACGAUAUCAGCUUUCUGUUGUAAAUGUUGUAUAGGCAAGAUGCCUGUUAAAAUGGAUCACUAGUACAACGUCCUUCAAAAGUAAUCAUUAUGUGAUAUUCUAAUUAUGUAUUUGGGGUUAAUAUACUAUACUGGGAGCAGAUUUUGCUGUUUUAAAUAUGUACAUAACGUUUCAUGUUUUUUCUAUGAUAUUUAAAGUUGAAUAGCAUUUAAAGGUGUCAGUUCUAAAUGUUUUAUUUUUGUGUGUUCCACAUGAAACCUGUUUUUCCUUAUGUCUGUGCUAUUCUUGAUAUUAAUAUAUAAACUUGUUCAAUUAAAA
This is a messenger RNA of Xenopus tropicalis (tropical clawed frog), 1836 nucleotides long. RefSeq names its product forkhead box A4 (gene foxa4). Gene Ontology annotation, molecular function: sequence-specific DNA binding; DNA-binding transcription factor activity; protein domain specific binding. Gene Ontology annotation, biological process: mesoderm formation; regulation of DNA-templated transcription. Gene Ontology annotation, cellular component: nucleus. NCBI's taxonomy places the organism in Eukaryota, Metazoa, Chordata, Amphibia, Anura, Pipidae. The record is from RefSeq and is marked provisional.